AUGGCGGACGAGCCUAAACCGAAGAGGUCCAGGAUUUUGAGGGGUGACGAUGACUACAUGCCAGGAAACAUAACUAAAAUUGAGCUCUGCAACUUCAUGACCUUCAAUAAACUGAUCUGCAAGCCAGCCUCUCGCUUAAAUUUGGUCGUUGGACCAAAUGGAUCAGGAAAAAGUUCUCUUGUAUGUGCUAUCGCACUAGGGCUUGGAGGUGAACCUCAGCUUCUGGGGAGGGCUACUAGCAUUGGAGCUUAUGUGAAGCGUGGGGAGGAGUAUGGGUACAUUAAAAUUUGCCUGAGAGGAGAAACCAAGGAAGAGCCUAUCACAAUUACAAGGAAAAUAGAUACGCGUAACAAAUCUGAGUGGCUGUAUAAUGGUAAAGUGGUAGCGAAAAAGGAGAUUAAUGACGUAAUACAAAGAUUCAACAUCCAAGUCAAUAAUCUGACUCAAUUUCUACCACAAGACAGGGUUUGUGAGUUUGCCAAGCUAACCCCCGUGCAACUCCUUGAAGAGACUGAAAAAGCUGUCGGAGACCCCCGAUUACCUGUUCAGCAUAGGACUCUCAUAUCAAAGAGCCAGGAGUUGAAGAAGUUCGAACGAGCUGUUGCCAGCAAUGAAGGUUUGUUGGAUCAACUCAAGGCCCAAAAUGCAGAACUAGAAAAAGAUGUUGAACGUGUUCGUAAAAGAGAAGAUCUUUUAGCAAAGGCUGACUCAAUGAAGAAAAAGCUGCCUUGGUUAAAGUAUGAUAUCAAGAAGGCAGAGUAUGUGGGAGCCAAAAAUCAGGAGAUCGAAGCAAAGGGGAAGUUAGACGAGGCUGUCAGAGCUCUUAAAAACCUUAUGGACCCCAUUGAAAAACAGAAGGCAGAUAACGCAAAAUUGGAGGCUAAAGUGAAAAAGAUAAACGGUUUGCUAGACAGAAACAUGAAGAACCGUAUGCAGAUUUUGGACAACUAUAACCGUUUAGGAGUACUAGUACAAGGUGCGUAUGAUGAAGUGGAUGAUUUGAGGCAUCAGGAAGAGUCUCGUCAAUUAAGAAUCUGUAAAGCUAAGGAAGAUCUUGCCGCUGCUGAGGCUGAACUUAGGAAUUUUCCUCCUUAUGAACCUCCACGACAGAAGAUGGAAAAUUUAAGUGCUCGAAUUGUGGAGCUGGAAGAAUCUGCGAAAGAGAUGAGAUAUCAUAAAAGAGAAAAGGAGAAGGAUUUAAACCAACGCAAAAUGAACCUGACGCAGUGUAUACAAAGGUUAAGGGAAAUGGAGAAUGUGAACAAUAAGCGUUUACAAGCUUUAAAAAGUUCUGGUGCUGAGAACAUCUUUGAGGCUUAUCAAUGGGUUCAGGAGCAUCGGAGCCUGUUCAAUAUGGAAAUUUAUGGCCCUGUAUUGCUUGAGGUGAACGUUGCCAAUCGAUUUCAUGCUGACUACCUAGAGGGCCAUGUUGCCCAUUACAUAUGGAAGGCUUUUAUCACUCAGGAUCCCAAGGAUCGUGAUUUACUGUAUAAAAAUCUGAAACCCUUUGAUGUUCCCGUUAUCAAUAAUGUUAAUGAUGGUGGCAACCGAGAGCCCUUUUGUAUGACGGAAGAAAUGCGUAAACUUGGCAUAUCUUCAAGGCUUGACCAAGUCUUUGAAGCUCCCCAUGCUGUCAAAAAAGUUUUGAUUGGUCAAUUUGGACUGGAUCACUCAUACAUUGGAUCAAAAGAAACAGAUGAGAAAGCUGACCUGGUCUUUAGAUUGGGAAUUAUGGACGUCUGGACACCAGAAAAUCAUUAUCAUUGGUCCAGAUCCCGCUAUGGCAGUCAUGUGUCUGGAAAUGUUGAAUCAGUAGGCCGAUCCCGACUUCUUUUAUGCAAUUUGGAUGUUAAGGAAAUUGACAUUGCCAGAUCGAAGAAAGUUGAACUGGAGGAGCAAAUUUCUGUCAUAGAUGCAGAUUUGAAGUCUCUGCAAAUUGCAUUAAGACAGAAGGAAGAUGAAGCAGCUGAACUUCAGCGCGAACGGGAGGAGAUAGUUAACGUCAUGCAAAGCAAGAAGAAAAAAUUGAGGGAGUUGGAACAAACUGUCAACCAAAGGAGAAUCAAGUUGAAGUCGAUUGAAAGAGAGGAUGAUCCAGAUGCUGCAAUAGCAAAGCUCACUGACAAGGUUAAACAAUUGAAGAGUCAGCGUUUCCAUAGUGCUAUUGAGGUUAAGAAUUUGCUUAUUGAGGCUGUUGCUUAUCGAAGAAGUUUUUCUGAAAAUAACAUGAGCUCCAUUGAACUUGAAGCUAAGAUUAAGGAGAUGGAAUCAAAUGCAAAGCAACAGGAGAAGAUAGCCAUGCAAGCAUCCUUAUAUCUUGAAAAUUGUAAGUGUAAGAUUGCCACGGAGAAUCUCCGACAUCAGCUGACGGUUGCCAUGAAGCAUGCUCAAUCAGUUGCUGAAAUUACUCCUGAGCUUUCACAGGCCUUUCGAAAGAUGCCUGCUACUAUUGAAGAGUUGGAGGCAACAAUACAAGAUACGAUAUCACAAGCCAAUUCUAUCCUUUUCCUUAACAAUAACAUCUUAGAGGAAUAUGAAAGCCGUCAACGGAAGAUUGAGGAAUUGACAAGGAAACAAGAAAUGGAUGGAAAGGAAUUAAAUGACUUACUAGAUGAAAUCAAUGCUCUGAAGGGAUGUUGGCUCCCAACAUUGAGAAAUCUCGUGACUCGGAUUAAUGAAACUUUUAGUCGCAAUUUUCAAGAGAUGGCUGUGGCAGGCGAGGUGUCUUUAGAUGAACACGACACAGAUUUUGAUCAAUAUGGAAUCCUGAUCAAAGUAAAGUUCAGGCAAACUGGACAGCUUCAGGUUUUAAGUGCCCAUCACCAAUCAGGCGGGGAGCGCUCAGUUUCGACCAUUCUUUACCUUGUUUCUUUACAAGACCUCACAAACUGCCCAUUUAGGGUAGUUGAUGAGAUCAAUCAAGGUAUGGACCCCAUAAACGAGAGGAAAAUGUUUCAGCAAUUGGUCAGAGCAGCAAGCCAGCCAAAUACUCCACAGUGUUUUCUGCUGACCCCCAAAUUGCUACCAAAUCUAGAAUACAGCGAUGCAUGCAGCAUUCUUACCGUUAUGAACGGUCCUUGGAUUGAGCAGCCUUCGAAAGUGUGGAGUGGUGGUGACAGCUGGGGAUCUUUGAGACCAAUAGGAGAAAACCAGUGCUGA
Messenger RNA from Striga hermonthica, 3159 nucleotides. The record is from the annotation of a GenBank genome assembly. NCBI's taxonomy places the organism in Eukaryota, Viridiplantae, Streptophyta, Magnoliopsida, Lamiales, Orobanchaceae.